UCAGUCGUGACCGCGGCCAAGUUGUAGAGGAACUCGGGCACGCGCCCCAGGUAGACUUGCCCACAGGUGCGUGUGUUAGUUAACGUGUGCAACUCUCUCUAACUAGGACGCAACUUUGGAAGAAAACAAGCACACCAAACACGCACCCGACAACAGACAUUAGGGGAAAAAUGUUGCUGUCACUGGUGAAUGUUUCAUUGAGGAAGAAAAUAUGAUAUCGCGCGGGUAAAGCCUAAUUGUCACUUACUUUCCUGGUGGAUGGCUUGAGCGCAUCUCCGCGGACUCGAAAUGGAUCCUCACCUAAACAGACCAUGGCACGUUUUGCAUCUUAUUUGCGGCGUUUUAAAUGUCCUACAUGGCUCCGUGGGGGAAAUCCCACCUCACCCCACGCUGGAUGGUGGUGUUGCUGCUGGCGGUGGUGUGACGCUGGUGCCCCCGAUCGAGCCGGACGGGCCACAGGCCUACCCGGAGCCCGAAAAGGACAGCUUGCCCGUUUUCACCAUGGACUACCCGAGGAUCCAAAUCCCUUUCGAGAUCACUCUGUGGGUGCUGCUAGCCUCUUUUGCCAAGAUUGGCUUCCACGUGUACAAUAAGAUCACUGUUUGGGUACCCGAGUCCUGCCUGCUGAUCACCGUCGGCCUCAUCGUCGGCGCCAUCAUGCAUUCGGUUAACGAGGAACCCCCCGCCGUGCUGUCCAGCAAUGUCUUUUUCCUCUACAUGUUGCCGCCCAUCGUCCUCGACUCGGGCUACUUCAUGCCCACCAGGCCUUUCUUCGAAAACAUCGGCACGGUGCUGUGGUUUGCAGUGAUCGGUACCCUGUGGAACAGCAUCGGUAUCGGCAUGUCGCUUUUCGCCAUAUGCCAGAUCGAGGCGUUCGGCGUGCAAGACAUCAACCUACAGGAGAACCUAUUGUUUGCUGCCAUCAUCUCAGCCGUGGAUCCCGUGGCCGUGCUGAGCGUCUUCGAAGACGUGUCGGUCAACGAGCAGCUCUACAUAGUGGUAUUCGGAGAGUGUCUCUUUAACGAUGCCGUCACCGUGGUGUUGUACAACAUGUUCAACUUUGUGGCAGAAAUGCCAGUGGUGGAACCGGUGGACGUGUUCCUGGGCGUGGCCCGCUUCUUCGUGGUGGGCUUGGGCGGCAUGGGCUUCGGCGUGCUGUUCGGCUUCGUGGCAGCCUUCACCACCAGGUUCACCUCCAAGGUGCGGGAGAUCGAGCCGCUCUUCAUCUUCAUGUACAGCUACCUGGCCUACCUGGUGGCCGAGCUCUUUGCCAUCUCGUCCAUCAUGGCCAUCGUGACGUGCGCCCUCACCAUGAAGUACUAUGUGGAGGAAAACGUCUCUCAGCGCUCGUGCACCACCAUCCGCCACGUGGUCAAGAUGCUGGGCUCCAUUUCGGAAACGCUGAUUUUCUUCUUCCUGGGCGUGGUCACCAUCACGACGGAGCAUGAGUUGAACUGGGGCUACAUCCUCUUCACGCUGCUCUUCGCCUUUCUGUGGAGGGGCCUUGGUGUCUUGGUGCUGACUCAAAUCAUCAACCCCUUUCGCACCAUCCCCUUCAACCUAAAGGAUCAAUUUGGUCUGGCCUACGGUGGCCUGCGAGGGGCAAUUUCCUUCGCCUUGGCCUUCACAUUGCCGAAUAACAUCGGGCGCAAACAACUUUUUGUCACAGCCACCAUCGCCAUCAUCAUCUUCACUGUCUUUCUGCAGGGGAUCAGCAUCCGGCCUUUGAUCGAGUACAUUAACGUGCGCAGAACCAACCGCAAUUUGGACACCAUCAACGCUGAAAUUCACUGCAGACUGAUGGAACACACCAUCGCUGGCAUCGAGGACCUGUGCGGACAGUGGAGUCACUUCUACUGGAAGGACAAGUUCAUGAAGUUCAACACUCGCAUCCUGCGUCGGAUCCUGAUCCGGGACAACCGUGCCGAGUCGAGCAUUGUGGCGCUGUACAAGAAGCUGGAGCUGCAGAACGCCAUGGAGAUCCUGGACACGGUGUCGGGAGACAUCAGCGCUGCCCCAUCCAUCGUCUCUCUGCAUGAGGAGAAGAAAGGUCCCACUAAGCCUAAGAGGAAAUUCCUGGCCACUGACCUGAGGAACAUGCAUGACCUUCUGGCCAAGAACAUGUACAAGAUCAGACAAAGGACGACAUCAUACACCAGCAAGCAUGCGCUGCCCAAUGACAGCCGCACCAAAGAGAUUCUCAUCCGGCGCCACUCCAGCAUCCGGCGCAGCCUCCGCCCGGGAAGCUUCCAAACGGCAUUGGUGCCCAAAUCGCACAAGUACUUCUCACUUCCUGCUGGGAAGAACCUGGACUCGAAUUUCCCACCUGUGAGGCAGAGCGACACUGACGACCACGAAGCCAUGUCCGAGUUUUCGUUCCCCGCCAGACGCUCUCACUUGGCCCCGCCCUCACGCUCGUCAUCCAGGGCAGCGCUUCAUCUGCGGCGGCUGGACACGUUGGAGGAAGUUCCGUCCGUGGACUUCCUGGACGAAAGACGGCCCCGGAGGGGUCUAGCUAGACCACAUUCUACGUCUGUGGAGCCUCGCCGCCACGGAGACCUGUCAGAAAAAGAAAACGACAACAGAGGCGGCUCCACUGUGGCUCCUGCCUGGGCUGCGGAACAUCGAGACGAAACUGCUCAGAAUCCUCUGCUCAGGAGGCCUCAAUGGAAGCCCAAAAAGUGAAGACAUCACCACAUGCAACAUCGACACCGCAUGGCCUUUUCGUUUGUUUAUUUGUUUGUUCUUUUUUUAUUUUAACAACAACAACUAUGCAACUUAAACUGGAAGAACAAUGAACAUUGUGGUCCAUAUUGAAAAAUUUAGGAAUUUAAUCUGUCUCUAGUAUUUUUGUAAUGUAUUUAAACUUUUUUAAGGUGAGUAUUGUGUGUGUUAUUUUUAACUACAUAUACCAGUAAAUAUUGCUUUUAAUUCAU
Molecule: messenger RNA, 2936 nt
Organism: Hippocampus zosterae (dwarf seahorse)
Lineage: Eukaryota; Metazoa; Chordata; Actinopteri; Syngnathiformes; Syngnathidae
Gene: slc9a2
Product: solute carrier family 9 member 2
Exons: 13
Coding region: 289-2685 (798 amino acids)
Biological process (GO): sodium ion transport; proton transmembrane transport; regulation of pH
Cellular component (GO): membrane
Molecular function (GO): sodium:proton antiporter activity
Source: RefSeq, a predicted model, not a curated record